Saccharomycopsis crataegensis is the source of this 441-nucleotide messenger RNA. RefSeq lists its product as uncharacterized. The transcript has a single exon. NCBI's taxonomy places the organism in Eukaryota, Fungi, Ascomycota, Saccharomycetes, Ascoideales, Saccharomycopsidaceae. The record is from RefSeq and is a predicted model, not a curated record. The coding region runs from base 1 to 441 and encodes 146 amino acids.
AUGAUCGCGGCUGGUAUUAGGAAUAUGUUUAACAUACCAAUUGGCAUCUCCAUAAAGUACCCGAGCCCUAAAAAAACGCACUCUAUUCAUAACUUACCACCAAUCUUCGAAACUUCCAAGAAGUUAAAAGGCAACCGAUAUGAAAAAUAUAAAUUUUCCAAUCAAAUGAUGGCGAAAAACUUCUUCCAAUUACAACCAUCUCCCAAAGAGGGAAUGUUCAUUGAAACACAAACCGGAUCUCAAAUUGUCAAGGACAACCAGGAAGGAGAUGAUCAAGUAGAAGAGGAUGACGAUGAUUCAGAAAUGGUGACAAUCAAAGGUACUUCCCUCCUCACUCCUGCAGAAAUGUUUCUUUUCCAAGGCAAUAAAAAUCCAAUGCAUUAUAGGCAAAAAGUUAGGAAUAUUUGGAAAUUCCAGCAUUGCAAGAACAUUAUUUCGUGA